AAACGACAAUCAGUUGUUUGGUUGAUUGUCGCUCAAGAGUGAAAUAUGAAUAGAGUUAAAUAUAAAUAUCAAUGAAAAAAGUUUAGUUGAAAUGAAUCGAAUUCUAAAUGUGUGCCACAGUGGAUUUCCACUGAUAAACACUCGUCUUUUCUGCCAAAGAGUUCCAUUAGUUUUCAAAGCACCGUCACGAUUUCUUUCUAAUCGUGUAGUCUUGGAUCCGAACACCAAUGUUGCAAAGGACGUGAUUCUCUACAAAUACGAAAAUCCUCGGUUUUUCAAAUUGAUCAACAUAUUUGCCAUUGUACAAUUUGGCUUUUGGAACUAUCUCAGUCACUUCAGUUACACAACCUUGAGAGAUGCACCUGUCCCACAGGAAGACACGGAAAAUCUAAGGUUCUGGGAGAGAAUAAACUUGGGAGAAAACAAAUACAGAAAUUCAAUUGCUGCAAUGUGCUUGUUUAUGGGAUGGGGAAUAUUGGCUGUUGCCUGGACAUUUACCCUGAGGUCUGUCAGAUACUUGGUUUUGAACAAAGGUGGAAACGCAAUAUCCUUUGUAACAUAUGCACCUUUCGGCGAAAAUAGAAUUAUGAAGGUUCCAAUCAAUUGCAUUUCUGCAGUCGAGUCGAGAGAGUUUGCAAAGGCCACAUUACCAAUCAAGGUGAAAAAUAGAGCUUUGUUUUAUGUUCUAGACAUGAAAGGAGAAUUCAGAAAUCCGGCGCUGUUUGACCAAACUGCAGGUUUGAGGAGAAAAUGGGCGAAAUAGAUAUUUUUGUAAUAUUCGAGUAGUAAAAAAACCUUUUACUUAAAAUAAAAUAUCAUGUCGGUUUUCAUCUUUUAAAUACAAAAUA
Messenger RNA from Culicoides brevitarsis, 848 nucleotides. RefSeq names its product transmembrane protein 223. Bases 92 to 763 code for a protein of 223 amino acids. Gene Ontology annotation, biological process: nervous system development. NCBI's taxonomy places the organism in Eukaryota, Metazoa, Arthropoda, Insecta, Diptera, Ceratopogonidae. The transcript has a single exon. Gene Ontology annotation, cellular component: mitochondrion. The record is from RefSeq and is a predicted model, not a curated record.